This is a messenger RNA of Eimeria necatrix, 94 nucleotides long. RefSeq lists its product as hypothetical. The transcript has a single exon. The record is from RefSeq and is a predicted model, not a curated record. Lineage: Eukaryota; Apicomplexa; Conoidasida; Eucoccidiorida; Eimeriidae. The annotation marks the transcript as partial.
GCAGCAGCAGCAGCAGCAGCAGCAGCAGCAGCAGCAGCAGCAGCAGCAGCAGCAGCAGCAGCAGCAGCAGCAGCAGCAGCAGCACUUGCCUUGA